AUGAGCUUCCACUACUCAGCUGAGGAGGGCUCCAUCCGCGUCGACGACAACCACAUUCUCAGGGCUCGCCUCCAGCGCGCCGACGGCGAGUGGCAGGACGCUGAGAUCGACCUCAACAAUCACAUCGGCAACGAGAACGGCUCCUUCUUUUGGGACGGCAACAACUUCUCCGAUACUGCCCAAGAUGUCCACUUCGCCAUUGAGGGCGGCGGCGAAGUCCCUGUUCUCCGUGCUACCCUGCUCAACGAGGACGGUGAGGGUGUCCAGCGCGACCUGAACCUUUCUGAGCGCAUCCAGAACUACGAUGGCACCUUCUCCUUCAGUGAGUGA
Didymosphaeria variabile is the source of this 330-nucleotide messenger RNA. RefSeq lists its product as uncharacterized. The record is from RefSeq and is a predicted model, not a curated record. NCBI's taxonomy places the organism in Eukaryota, Fungi, Ascomycota, Dothideomycetes, Pleosporales, Didymosphaeriaceae. Bases 1 to 330 code for a protein of 109 amino acids. The transcript has 2 exons.